AGUUUUAGGUAUAUUCAUGUUUGUAAUCAAAACCAACGCAAUUGUAAAUCCCCAAGGUCCAACCGUUAUAAGUGACUACACACGAUGUAUUGAUCAAAUCAUCAGAAACGAAUUUGAUAUACCUGGACUAUUAAUAUUUGCCAAUACCGAUAAUGUUAGUACAUCUGUUAUAAGAAUCAGAACAGAACUUCUGAAGAAAAUCAAUGAGAAAUUACAGUUUAGUGUCGAAGUUAUGAGCCCUACCAAAGAAAAAGAGGUCUGUGAGCAAGACUCUUAUAAUAUUGGAAAGUUACACGUGGAUGAUGUCAUAACAGUACCGAUAGCGGAGUAUUAUGUAAUUAUAAUUGACAACUAUAAAGACUUUUCUCUCUUAGCAAGCAAACUCAUACGAUCAAGAAGCUGGAAUCCAUAUUCAAAAUUUGUUAUUUUACUAUUCAACUUCGUUCAUGAUGAUAAUGUCAAUGUCGAAUACGUCGAGAAAGUACUUAGCUGUCUUUUCAAAUUUAACGCAAUAAAUGUAAUCGUUGCUGUGCCUCAAGCAAAGAAUUUUCGAAACGCAGUUAUAUACAGCUGGCGACCAUACGAUCCUCCAAAAUACUGUGGAUAUUUUAAUGAAACUGCUCGUGAUAGAGCGGUUACACAGAAUAUUUGUGAACAUGGUGUACUGAAAUAUAAAAACAAACUAUUUGAUCACAAAAUUCCUCAUGAUAUGAAGGGCUGCAAACUUAAAAUCCUCGCUAUGCCUAAGCAACCAUUUAUAAGUGUUAAUAAAUAUGAUGCCAACAUUGAAAAAUUUAUGGUGAGUGCAGUGUUAAAAACUUUAAACAUGAAACCUACGUACCACUUUGUUGAUGGUCCAAGAGGUGAAAGAGAAGACGUUGGAGUCUGGAAUGGAGGCUUAAAAGAAUUGUCAUCUAAAGCUGGUUACAUUUUAAUUGGUGGAAUAUUUCCAGAUUUUGACGUCCAUGAAGACUUUGAAGCCAGUAUUACAUACUUAGGCGAUGCGUACACUUGGGUCGUACCAAGAGCUCAUAAAUCUGCUGCGUGGGUAGGAUUAGUCAUCAUCUUCAAACGAUUUGUCUGGUACUCAUUAAUCGUUGGAUUUUUCUUAUGUGGUACAGCGUGGACAGUUAUAGGUAAAUUAAGUGGAGAUUCGUCAUACAAUAGCUCGUUUGGACAUUGUUUUCUUAAUACAUGGACAGUAAUACUAGGCUUUGUCUCUUACCUGCAUCCAGUCCAAGAAAGUCUUCGCAUAUUUUUUGUAUUCCUAAAUAUUUACUGCAUUUUAUUUCUUACGGCUUAUCAAACAAAAUUAUUUGAUGUGCUAACAAACCCGUCUUAUGAGUAUCAAAUACAGACAUUUGAAGAAGUGAUAGAAAGUGGUCUUAAGUUUGGUGGUACUGAGGAGCUUCAUGGUUUACUUCAGGACUCUGAUGAUCCCUUCGACAACCGUCUGGGUGAGCAAUGGGUUCUAGUUAAUAAUAUAACUAAGGCAAUGAUAGAUGUCGCUGUGCAUAGAAAUUUCUCAUUGCUCAUUAGUCGCUUUGAGUUAGCUCAUAUUUCGGCCACAACUCCAGAACUAAGUGAUUUUACUGGGAGCUACAAAUAUUAUGGAUUUAAGGACAAUUUCUUUGUAGUGCCUAUAGAGAUAAUAGCUUUAAGAGGAUUUCCCUUCAUGAAAGAAUUUUCGAGGAUCAUAACAUUAUUCAAACAGAGUGGAAUAAAUGAAGGGCUGAGAAUACACUUUAAUACAUUUAAUGAGCGGAGAAGAGCUCGGCUUCUGCGCGCGAUACUAAAAGAAAAGUCAGAUGUGCGCCCAUUAUCAGUGCAGCAUUUACAAGGCGGGUUUUUAGCUUUAAUUUUCGGCUAUGUUGGAGGCACUUUAGCACUUUUCGUGGAAACAAUUUUAAAUACUGGAUGUAUUCAAAGAACAUUUUACCAAUUCCAUCGAAAUGUUUAAAGAGUAAAGUGCU
Molecule: messenger RNA, 1973 nt
Organism: Trichoplusia ni (cabbage looper)
Lineage: Eukaryota; Metazoa; Arthropoda; Insecta; Lepidoptera; Noctuidae
Exons: 1
Coding region: 17-1960 (647 amino acids)
Source: RefSeq, a predicted model, not a curated record